AUGUUUACCAAAAUAGGCUUGGGCGGAUUGCCGCAAAGCAGUUGCAUAAUUAGUCUGCUUGUUUUUGCGCUCCGGGCCGGCCGUGUUCGCAUGGCCCGCUCCGGGCGUGGACAAGACGUGCUGGCGAUUGGCUCACCAAUUCGAGGUCUCAUUAGGAAUCUGUUCCUAAGCGUGAACUCCGUUCUCCAGCAGUUUGAGACGAGCCUCAGGCGAUGCGCAAUGUUGGAGUUGUAG
Molecule: messenger RNA, 234 nt
Organism: Protopolystoma xenopodis
Lineage: Eukaryota; Metazoa; Platyhelminthes; Monogenea; Polystomatidea; Polystomatidae
Source: the annotation of a GenBank genome assembly